Molecule: messenger RNA, 924 nt
Organism: Euleptes europaea (tarantolino)
Lineage: Eukaryota; Metazoa; Chordata; Lepidosauria; Squamata; Sphaerodactylidae
Exons: 7
Coding region: 1-924 (307 amino acids)
Biological process (GO): positive regulation of ERK1 and ERK2 cascade; T cell activation; interleukin-15-mediated signaling pathway
Cellular component (GO): membrane raft; external side of plasma membrane
Molecular function (GO): protein tyrosine kinase binding; MHC class II protein binding
Source: RefSeq, a predicted model, not a curated record
AUGCUUUCAGGAAUGCUGCUUUCUGUAACUGCGGACGAAUAUGCUUAUGCCAUUGCUGGCCAGCGUAUUACCCUUCCUUGUCCUGGUGUCAAUACAAACUCAAAUCCGGGCACUGUAUCCUGGAAACACAACGGAACAAAAGUUUUAAGAUACAUAGAAGGGAAACCUUGGCAAGGUAAAUCCGAGUUAUACCAUUCCACACGUUUUCUCAAGGCACCAGAUGAAGAGAUCUUCGCAGCUGUUAAUAGCACAGUGACCCUUUCAUAUGUGUUCAACUUCAAUCCCCAAGAUGAAAAAUAUAACACCGUAAAAGUUCACCAGACCCAGGAAACAUCAGGGAAGCCCACCUCGCCCAAUGGCAGUGGCACUUGUUCUGAGAGAAAGAUACCCAAAGUCCAGUUUGAAGAUGCUGGGCAGUACCAGUGCCACAUCGGACUUGGCCAUCGGCCUUUGAAUAAGACCACCCAUUUGGUAGUGAUGAAAGUCUUUGCCAACCACACAGGACCGCUCCUUGAAGACGACCGGAUCAGCCUUUGCUGCAUCAUCUCCGCUCCUCUCCCGCCGAGGGCUGUGUUGCGCUGGGAUGCUGCGAACGCAAGCACAGAUGUCCCCCACUGCCUCGUGAUCCGAACGGCAGGUCUGCGGACGUGCAGCCUCAUAGUGGCGGGGGAAGUGAAGAUCAACAUGAGCUACGCUGUGGAAGCGGCAGUGGGACAGAUUCAAUUCCCUCCAACUAACGUGGUCUUGGGAGCGGGGGUGCCAUUCGUGCUGCUGAUUCUCCUAAGCGUCUGUUUGUUCGUCUACAUAGCUAUAAAACGGAAGAAGCAGCGGGUGGAGAGGAUGAUCCAGGCAAAGCAACAUUUGCUUGCAAAGAGGACCUGCCAGUGUCAAAGGGAGCAGAGCAACGAUUACUACCACACCUGA